AUGCAUACAGUUUUUCGAAUUGGUGAAAUUCGACAAUUUGACAAGGAAAGUCCACUUUAUCAAGUGGACCUCAAACUUACGUCGGAUGAUGACCAACAACUGCGUCAAUUAACCGAUCGUAUACGAGAAGAAUCUUCAGGUAGCACUGGAUGGUAUCGAAUGGGUAAAUUGCUGCUCAAAAUUGGUCAGUUCAACAAGGCCGAAGAAUUGUACAUGGCACUACUAGAACAGGCUUCUAACGACAGUGAUAGAGCAUAUAUCUAUCACCAGCUUGGAUGGUUGAAAAACAACCAAGGACAAUACAAAGCAGCAGCUUUAUUUUACGAAAGAUCCCUCGAAAUCUAUCGAAAAACUCUUCCAGAAGAUCAUCCUUCAUUCGCUACUUCCUACAGCAACAUCGGUCAAGUAUAUAACAACAUGAGUGACUACUCGAAAGCACUUGAAUUUUACGAAAAAGCACUUAAAAUAAGAGAAAAAGCUCUGCCUUCGAAUCAUCUCUCCUUGGCUACUUCCUACAUUUGGAUCGGUCAAGUGUAUAACAACGUGGGUGACUACUCAAAAGCACUUGAAUUUUACGAAAAAGCACAUAAAAUCUUCGAAAAAGCUCUGCUUCCAAAUCAUCCCUCAUUGGCUACUUCCUACAAUAACAUCGGUCAAGUGUAUGACAACAUGGGCGACUACUCGAAAGCACUUGAAUUUUACGAAAAAUCACAUCAAAUCUUCGAAAAUGCCCUGCCUCCGAAUCAUCCUGAUUUGGCUACUUCCUACAACAACAUCGGUAGAGUGUAUAACAACAUGGGUGACUACUCGAAAGCACUUGAAUUUUACGAAAAAGCACACAAAAUCCUCGAAAAAGCUCUGCCUCCGAAUCAUUCCGAUUUGGCUACUACCUACAACAACAUCGGUCAAGGGUAUAACAACACGGGUGACUACUCGAAAGCACUUGAAUUUUACGAAAAAUCACAUAAAAUCUACAAAAAAGCUCUGUCUUCGAAUCAUCUCGAGUUGGCUAUUUCCUACAACAAUAUCGGUCUCGUGUAUAACAACAUUGGUGACUACUCGAAAGCACUUGAAUUUUACGAAAAAUCACUUAAAAUUAGAGAACAAGCUCUGCCUCUGAAUCAUCCUCAUUUGGCUAUUUCCUAUAACAACAUCGGUCAAGUGUAUAACAACAUUGGUGACUACUCGAAAGCACUUGAAUUUUACGAAAAAUCACAUAAAAUCUACGAAAAAGCUCUGCCUUCGAAUCAUCCGGAUUUGGCUAUAUCCUACAACGGCAUCGGUCAAGUGUAUAACAACAUAGGUGAUUACUCGAAAGCACUUGAAUUUUACGAAAAAUCACUUAAAAUAAGAAAAAAAGCUCUGCCUCCGAAUCAUCCCGAUUUGGCUAGUUCCUACAACAACAUCGGUCUAGUGUAUAACAACAUGGGUGACUACUCGAAAGCACUUGAAUUCUACGAAAAAUCGCAUAAAAUAAAAGAAAAAGCUCCGCCUCCGAAUCAUCCCUCAUUGGCUAUUUCCUACAACAACAUCGGCUCGGUGUAUCAUGACCUAGGUAAUUACGCAGCAGCUCUUAGGGCUCUUCAAAGUGCUUUUCAAAUUCAACAACAAGCAUUUCAAGUAGGUAAUCCAGCUUUUGCUUUAACAUAUAGUUGGCUCGGAAGAGUUUAUCGCAGUAUGAAAGAUUAUUCAAAAGCACUUGAUAAUUUUGAGAAGUGUCUCGCAAUAGUUCGAAAAACAUUACCUGAAAGACAUCCCAACCGAGCUAUUACAUAUAGUAAUAUUGGUGAUGUUCAUCGAUUAAUAGGUAAUUAUGAAAAGGCACUUGCAUUUCAUCAAAAAGCAUUAGAUAUUCAAGAAAAUGUUCAAUGUAAUCCUCUGGAAUGUGCAACGACAUAUAUAAAUUUAGGUGAAACUUAUCGUGAAAUGAAAGAUUAUUCAACUGCAUUGACAUAUUUUCAAAAAGGAUUAGAAAUACGUCAAAAGAAAUUACCAAAAAAUCAUCCUGAUUUAGCUAUAAUUUUUCAUAAUAUGGCAAAACUAUAUUUAGCUGCCCAACAAUGUAGUAUGGCAAUGGAAAAUGUCCAACAAGCGGUAGACAUCGCUCAGAAGAAAUUGCCUCCAAAUCAUCCUCAUCUGUUGAACUAUAGACAAACAUUUAAAGAAGUGCAAAAGAAGAUGUAA
Messenger RNA from Rotaria sordida, 2184 nucleotides. The record is from the annotation of a GenBank genome assembly. NCBI's taxonomy places the organism in Eukaryota, Metazoa, Rotifera, Eurotatoria, Philodinida, Philodinidae.